AUGCGACUACCUCUCGAAUCGCCGCAACAUGUGAACAAAACAUGUUGAGGUAGAGCUCCUGACAUUUAGCUGAGUAAGUAAUAUGUGUAUAUUGAGGCACAUACUUCUAAUAUAAAUUCAGAUACUGGCGAAGUGCUGUGUGUGAGCGAAAUUAUAACUUUAAAUCGCUUUACAACUCGGUAGAUAGCGACAAGAUUAGCCAGUGCACGGCUACUUUUCGGUUGUUUUCUACACUUUCAUUGGCCUUCAGGAGCUAACAGCAUGGAUAACAUGGAGCAAAAUGAGGUUGAGCUUCACGGAGAUGAAGAAAUCAUUGAGGUUAUUGAUCUCAACGAAGCGGAGCCCGGUCCUGAUGAUCUGGCUGAUGAGUUGGAAGAUGUUGAGUUUGAAGAUCCAGGGAACCCAGAUGAUGAGGGCUGGGAGACAGAGGAUGAGAUGGAAGCAGAUCAAGACGACAGUGAGCUCACCUUCUCCAAACACACAGGCUCUGUGUUUUGUGUGAGCUUGGACCCGGCCACAAACAGCCUAGCUGUAACAGGAGGAGAGGAUGAUAAGGCAUAUGUUUGGAGGGUGAGCGACGGAGAAGUCCUGUUUGAGUGCACGGGUCACAAAGAUUCAGUUACAUGUGCUGUGUUCAGCCACGACUCGUCCUUGGUGGCAUCAGGUGACAUGAGUGGAAUGAUUAAAGUGUGGAAAGUGGAAACCAAAGAGGAGAUCUGGUCCUUUGAAGUUGUGGAUCUGGAGUGGUUGGAGUGGCAUCCCUGUGCUCCAGUGCUGCUGGCAGGAACAGAUGAUGGAAACGUGUGGAUGUGGAAGGUCCCCGCAGGAGACUGUAAAACCUUCCAGAGUCCUGCCUGCCAGGCCACCAGCGGCAAAGUACUUCCUGAUGGUAAACGAGCUGUGGUGGGGUAUGAGGAUGGGACAGUUCGUGUGUGGGAUCUAAAACAGGGAAACGUUAUCCAUGUCAUCAAAGGUCAAGACGGACACCAGGGGGCACUGACCUGCCUGACCUGUAAUAAAGACGGCUCUUUGGUGCUGACAGGUUCAGUGGAUGGCUGUGCCAAACUCAUCAACACAACCACAGGCAAGGUGGUUGGAGUGUUCUCUGUGGGAGGAGGCAAAGCCAAAGGUUCAAAAGAUGAGGAAGACUCCAACUCGGUUGAGUCUGUUGGAUUCUGCAACAUCCUGCCUCUCAUCGCUGUGGCCUACCUGGAUGGCACUCUGGCCAUUUACGACCUCUCCACACAGGCCCUGAGGCACAGGUGUCAACACGAGGCCGGCAUUGUUCACUUGCAAUGGGAGGAGUCAUCUUCUGUGGUGUCAACCUGCAGUUUAGAUGGAGCCCUGCGUUUGUGGGAUGCUCGGUCUGGGAAUAUGGUGUCCGAGUACCGUGGCCACACUGCAGAGAUCCUGGACUUCACCAUCAACAGGGAGGCGACUCUCGCAAUAACAGCUUCAGGAGACAACCAGGCAAAAGUUUUUUGCCUCCAAAGACCUGACCGAUAAACAGAAGGAAGAAAGAAGACAGAGGGAAAGAUUUCAGGAGUAACAGACAUUUAAUAAUCAACCUAACACGUGAGAGAACAUUUUCCUUCUUGUUAGGAUUUUAAAGUCAUAUCUGACCUGCUCUAGUAGGAUUGUAGCAUCAAAAAAAUUAUAUUUAAAAUUACUGUCUCUUUGACACCUCAGUUUUCUAGCUUGAUUUGGAUGUGUUAAAAAAGAGUUUUUUUUGUCUGGUUUGAAUGAAAAAACUUAUCUUCAUGUCUGCACAGGAGUGCAUCUGAUCUUCAAAAAUGAGCUUCAUUACUUUAUUUUUUGUGUGCUCUUAUAUAAGAAUGUGGGAGACUAAACAGUGAAAUUCAAAGAGUGAUGCAUUACAGCAUCCUCUGCCUUUGGCUUCCUUCUUAAUGGCUUGUCUUCCACAAUGUCUGAGAGAUAAAACAUACUGCCUCAUUUGGUCUGUAUUUGUCCUUAACUGGACUCAUAUCUGUUUUCAUUUUUGUGUGUGGUCUUGACUUAUCUUGACAAAUUCCUGAUGUACAUACAAUAUGAGAAUUAGUACAAUUCAUUCUUUGAUUUGAAUUUAUUUUUGCCGCUCGUGUGUUAUCAGUUACAUCUGAAACAGUUAAACUUUAUUUGCAUUUGAGAAUAAAUUUAUUUGAAUGGUCUA
Molecule: messenger RNA, 2170 nt
Organism: Sphaeramia orbicularis (orbiculate cardinalfish)
Lineage: Eukaryota; Metazoa; Chordata; Actinopteri; Kurtiformes; Apogonidae
Gene: aamp
Product: angio-associated, migratory cell protein
Exons: 11
Coding region: 262-1506 (414 amino acids)
Cellular component (GO): cytosol
Molecular function (GO): protein binding
Source: RefSeq, a predicted model, not a curated record